Pygoscelis adeliae (Adelie penguin) is the source of this 1252-nucleotide messenger RNA. RefSeq names its product family with sequence similarity 105, member A (gene OTULINL). Gene Ontology annotation, cellular component: cytoplasm. NCBI's taxonomy places the organism in Eukaryota, Metazoa, Chordata, Aves, Sphenisciformes, Spheniscidae. The record is from RefSeq and is a predicted model, not a curated record. The transcript is spliced from 8 exons. Gene Ontology annotation, molecular function: cysteine-type deubiquitinase activity. Gene Ontology annotation, biological process: protein linear deubiquitination. Bases 108 to 1070 code for a protein of 320 amino acids.
AGUUCACUGAGCAAGAAAAACAGAGCAGAACUAACCACUCAAAGAGAAGUGUUGGAAGGCAUGAGGUGCGGUCCUGGACAACAGCCACCAAGCGAUCCUUGUGUCUCAUGUGGCAAAAAGUGAAAGUGCAGCUAAUGCUAAGAAUGUCUUUCCUCGUCACUAUUUUUUGGUAUUGCAGAAGGCUAUACAGCUUUUUAGCACAGCUACUGAAAUGGUGGAGCAACUACCUUCAGAGAAAACUCAUAAGGAAUCUCAGUGUGCUGACAGAAGUUGACCUACUUGGUUAUAGUGCGAGAGAAUGGAAAGGGGAAACAAAGCCAGCCAAACACAUGAGGGAGGCAUAUGAAGAAUUGUUUUGGAGCUAUCACAUCAAAUAUCUGCGACAAGUCAGGAGGGACAACUAUUGCGUACUAAGAGCAGUGCUUUUUCAGAUAUUCAGCCAAGGCAUUCCUUUUCCAUCAUGGAUGAAGGAGAGAGAUAUAUUAAAGCUCCCUGAAAAGCUUUUGUAUUCUCAAGGUUGCAACUGGAUUCAGCAAUACAGUUUUGGGCCAGAAAGAUACAUGGGUCCCAAUGCCUUUGGUAAAUUGCGCAAAUGUAUGGAGACAUUAAAGACAAAUUGGACUGAAAUAAGUGCUACUAAAGAUCAUGAAGAAAGAGGAAACCUGUGUAAUACACUCUUUUCUGAUGAGAGCAAGGAGCACAAACUGUAUGAGGCCAUAAAAUUCAUCAUGCUCUACGAAGUUGUCGAAGCCUAUGAGCAGAUAAAGAACAGGGAAGAACCCAUACACAACCUUUUUAGCCUUCUCUUUGCUCGUGAUUCCUCAUCUGACCCUUUGAGUUUCAUGAUGAAUCAUCUCAACUCCAUAGGUGACUCUAUUUGCCUAGACCAGGUUGAACUGUCUCUUCUUGGAUACUUACUUGAAGUAAAGAUAAGAGUUUACAGACUGCAUAGGUUUAAUACUGAGGAAUUUCAAGUAAACUAUCCAGAUGAAUACCGAAGGGAAUGGAAUGAGAUUUCUCUCCUGACUGAGGACGACCGCUACUAUCACAUCCCCCUUUUCAGAACAUGAAGGACCAAUGACUAUUUUUUUUUCCUUUGUAUAAUACAGUGAGUGACCAGUUCCAGUGAAUUAGGUUUCUAAUUGGCAGCAGUAAGAUUUUGAGAAUGCUUGUUAAUGAUUACAAAAUGAUUUGUGGUUUUAUUGUGUAAACAUUUUGCUUUCCCAUUACAGCUCAAUUCACCACCAGUCGG